AUGGUUCACCAGGGCAUCAAAGUUGAACUGUUAGGCAGUAUUGGUAAUUUUUACCUAGAUAUUAAUUAUGAGCGCAGCCAAACCACUGAUUUCAUCUCUCUAUCAAAAGACCUUGAACCUCCAGGCACAAUUACCGAUAGCUCAACUGUUCCAUUUUGCUUCAACAAAGUUGACAAACAGUACGAAACUUAUCAAGGCAGGUUUUGCAGAGUCCGCUACACGCUCAGGGUGACAAUAAUUCGUAAGAAUUUUUCAUCAAAUAUAGUAAGAGAGCAAGAAAUUGCUGUUAUGAAUACAUCAACUGAAGUUGAAGAUAGCGCUUUAAUUAAAAUGGAAGUCGGCAUUGAAGAGUGCUUGCACAUCGAGUUUGAGUACAACAAAAAUAAAUAUCACUUGGCUGACUGCAUUGUAGGGAAAGUCAACUUUUUGCUAGUCAGAAUUAGAAUCAAGUAUAUGGAGAUUGCUAUUAUUAGAAGAGAAACAAUCGGAGCUGGAGCUACUGCAACGAAUGAGAAUGAAACUAUUGCCAAGUAUGAAGUCAUGGAUGGAGCACCAGUGAGAGGAGAGCUUAUACCGAUUAGAAUGUUUUUGAGUGCUUUCAAUAUGACACCAACUUAUAUCAAUGUGAAUAAUAAGUUCUCUGUCAGACAUUUCUUGAAUUUGGUUCUUGUAGAUGAAGAAGAUAGAAGAUACUUUAAACAGCAAGAAAUCACUUUGUGGAGAAAAGAUUUAUAA
Blepharisma stoltei is the source of this 735-nucleotide messenger RNA. The record is from the annotation of a GenBank genome assembly. NCBI's taxonomy places the organism in Eukaryota, Ciliophora, Heterotrichea, Heterotrichida, Blepharismidae.